AUGGCUACUUUGGAAGACAGACUAUUGGGAGAAAAGUUAGACUAUUACUGUUCAAGUUCUGAAGAUGAAGGUCAUCAGGCUGGCAAGAGAGAAUCACAUGGCGAAGAAGACGAAGAAGGUGAUCAUCAAGACCCAAGUCUUGAUCUAGACGAGAUUUAUUCCGUCAAGACUGAUAAGACUGGUCCGAAAGGUGUAAUAGAAGACUUUCGACGAUAUAAACAGUUAGAAAAAGAGAAAAGACAUGACAAUGAUCGCGAAAAGGCUGAACUUGCUAAGAAGCUUUCUAUGGUUUGCAAUACACAACAACAGGAAGAAGAUGAUAUCGACUUCGAAAAUGAUCCAAUCCUAAAACAAUUAAUGCAACGAAGACUAGAGGAAAUGAAGGGUGCAGCAGCAGUAUUACCCAAAUUUGGUAAAUUAUACGAAAUUAAGUCCACCGAAUAUUUGGAUACAAUCGACAAAGAAAAUUCAAAUGUUACGGUUAUCGUACAUUUAUAUAAUAAUGUCAAAUUUUGUAAUGCCAGGGCGUCUGGUAUACCUAUUCUCAGCGCCGAAUUCACACAACGAGGAUUGCCGGCGCUUCUUCUAUACCGUGAUGGUAAUGUGAUUGGUAAUUUUAUUCGUAUAACAGACAACCUUGAAGAUCGGUUUGACGCUGUUGACGUUGAAAAUUUUCUCUUAGAGCAUGCCAUGCUCCCGACUAUGGACAGAACAUUUGCAGAUACAUUAAAUUCAGAUUCAAGCGAUGAAUAA
Trichoplax adhaerens is the source of this 753-nucleotide messenger RNA. RefSeq lists its product as uncharacterized. Bases 1 to 753 code for a protein of 250 amino acids. The record is from RefSeq and is a predicted model, not a curated record. Gene Ontology annotation, biological process: regulation of G protein-coupled receptor signaling pathway. NCBI's taxonomy places the organism in Eukaryota, Metazoa, Placozoa, Uniplacotomia, Trichoplacea, Trichoplacidae. The transcript is spliced from 7 exons.